CGGUGCUGCCGUCAAACGCUCCGUGGACGUAAAAUAAACAUGGCGGCUGAAUGGGCAGCGGGUCCUGUCGUCAUGUGAAAUUUACCUGAUGGUCAAACGUCACGUGUUCACAACUUGAACCUUUGAAGUUUUCAAGUGCAAUUUGUCAAGAGAAUCACCCAGAAUGCCCCUCGGUUAGCUCAGCUGCUAACUGCUACAUCUGAGUCCAGUUCUCAUUGAGUUCAGAGAUGUCAGUGGUUCCAACCCCUCAAGGGGCUGUGGGUAAAAAGCCCGUGAAGAAAAAGGGCAAGAAGAAACCACAGCAGCAGCAGAGCGAGAGGCUCACCCAGUGUAUCCUGUGUCGAAAGUCCUUUUCAAGACGUGAAGCACACGAGCACAUGCACGGGAUGCUGCACCACAGGGAGCUGGAGUCAGCGCUGGGCAGGGAUGUGUUUCACGAAUGCCAGGCGUGUAAGGUGUACGCGAUGGGUUUGUACGACUACACCCAGCACAUCUCCACUCCGCUACACAGAGCCAAGUUGCAGGGCUUGAUGUCUAGAAACACAAAGCCUCUUCCUCUGGUUAAGACUCUGAGUCAGGAAGCCAUCUCCCGGAUCCGAGAGAGAAAUAAGACACUGAAGAAAGAGGAGAAGAAACAAAAGGGAAAGAAGAAAAAGAAACAGAAGCAGAUAGCGGCUCAGAAGCGUGUGGAGAAGGUACAGGGAUCCACCAAGAGAAGCGCUGUGGCAUCCAACGUGGUGAAGAUGCAAAAACCCAAACAAGUGAACCAAAGGACACAGCAACAGAUGCAGCGAACCCUCCAGAAAGGUAGAAGCAAUGUUGUUGUCCAAAACAAGGAGAACAAAGUGUCGAGUGUGCAAAGACCUCUUCGCAGAAGUGAAACGACUCCGCAGAAUCAAAGUGGAAGACUGGCGGGUUCUUCGGGACAACCUGCUGGUAGAACUUGGCAUCACGAUCAUGUCAGAGAACAGUUCCCACAGCCGGGUUCCCACACGAGUUCCCACACGAGUUCAUACACGAGUUCCCACAUGAGGUACAGUGACAACUUUUCUGUCUACAACCAGCGUGUCAAUGUGGAGCACUCACAAACAUGGAGAUCUGUUAACAGACCACACAACACCUAUGACGGGGCCAGGACUGACAUGUCGGAGCAAGUUACAUGGCCUGACAACAGCCACUAUGAUGACUAUUACAGCAGGCAGUAUAGUGGAGCCACCAUGUUUGAUCACAACCAGAAUGAGCGGACUAGAUCUUCUCAACCAGGACAAGAAAGUUCACAUCGAUCCUCUAGUCCUGCUUCAGCGAACAGAUCCUCCGGUGCAGCUCCGCUCAGGGAUGCCGACGUCAGUACGAUGUUGAGGCAAGUCAGAAGAACGCUGGGUGUGAGGGAGCCAUGCAGAGCAGAUCGUGAAGCCAGGAGGCAGAACAGUGAGGCAAGUGACCGGGUGGCUGAUCGCAGCACCACCCAACAGACUGGAGCCGCAAAAGGGCAACCUUCAGGUGCUGCAAGUACAUCUGUGCAAUAUCCACAGGUCAACAUCUUUGUACCUGCAGCACCUUCUGGUGUUCGUCCUUCCAAUGUUACUCCUGCCACACCAAAACAGACCACUGUCAAAGUAACACAAGAAAUGACUGGAUGCGCAGGCAACGGCGAAUCCUCUGAGCAAAGCAACCACAGGGUUCGAAUCGCCCACGAACCAAGAAGAAGUCAGACGGGGAAGGAGGUUGGACGAAAGUCGCUCAACUCAUCAGGGGCCAAGAACAAGCUGAGCUGGAGUGAGAUGUACAACAAGAGGAAACGAGAGAGGCAGGUCAGCAUCACAAGAACGCCCAGGUUAAGAAUUGAGUUGUCGAACCCUCCACCUGAACACAGAAGCUCAACACAACCACCGGACACUGACCUGCCUCUGUCCGAAGGCUUCCACUGGGAGUCGAUCCCAGUCAGUCCUUCACCAACACACUUGACUUUGCCGCCGCCGCCCCAGGACACGACAGAGAUCGACUCCCACAGGGACGAACAGUCAGGGUCUUUGCUGCAGGAGCCUGGCACAUCAGAUCAGGGUGCGAGCAGUCACACAGUAACAGCAGCCCCCGGCCAAGCAGAGCCAAGCGUGAAUCUUGAGAAUGGAGGUUUGGGUAGUGCCAACAAGAGGAAGCACACCAAGGAUGAUGACAUUUCUGAAAAGGAGUCAAAUGGAAAAAAGAAAAGAACAAAUUCAAACAAAGAUCAGGGUCAGAUGGACCAGCUGCUGGCCGUGUCCCUGAGGGAGGACGAGCUGAGCCACUCGCUGCAGGAUUUGGACAUUUCUCUGAUCCAGGCUCGAAACGCGCUGCAGACGGCCUACACAGAGGUCCAGAGAAUUCUGUUACUGAGACAGCAGUUUUCUGCUGAGGUCAACACUCUGAGAGCCAAACGCAUUGAGAUCCUGCAGGGGAUGCAAGAGGGCUUCUCAGGAGCGUCUAACAUAACCACCGCCUCAUCAGCAGGCGCCGCUGCUCCCCCGCAACCACGACACUCUCCCCUCUCUUCCUCUAGUGCCUUCCUGGCUUCCUCCAGCCAGCAACCGUCUGCCACGACCUCAGUGUCUCCCAUCUCCCAUCCUCGUCCAACUCCCACGUCAGUAAAGGAAGAAGCCACAGCUGCACAGGCCGGCCAGUUUGUCUCCUCCAGCACCGACGCACCUCAUGUACCUCUGAACCAACCUGUGCCUUCAUUGCCCUCUGAGCUUCUCCCCCCACUGCUGCUCGGACCCUCACACUCGGCUUCUCCCACGACCUCUGCUGCUGCUGCUGCCUCGACGUCAGUGAACACACGUCUGCAGCAAGGGCAAGAGUCGAGGGAGGCGUCAAAGGACUGUGUUAGGACGACAAAGUUACCAAAGGAAGCAGCGUGGAUGAUUCUGAGUGAUUCUGAGGAAGAGACAAGAGGAAAUCUUGGCAGGGAAGCGGCAGAUAAGCCUUUACCUGAAAUAGAUCGAGACGCAUCCGCUGCAGCACUAUUCAAUGAUGAUGGGAACGAGAGCGACGACUCCGUGAAAAUGAUGGAGCCCUCCGACCCGGUGGUUAUCAACAUUGAUGAAUCGGACGAGGACUUACCCGAGGCUGUCUUGGAUGUUUCAGCUCAUCCAGAGCAGCAGGUUUCAAGUGUGGAGUUGAGUUGUGCCAGCACACAGACGUUUCAGCAAAAGGAGGUUGACAGAAAAAUUCCGAUUUCUUUGCCAGUGAAAGCUGCCCAAUCUCCUGCAGAGUCUGUUGAGGACGAGGAGCCGUCCCUGGGAGAGUUUCUGAGUCACGCCGGCCCCGUGCACGGCAUGCAAGUCCACGAGGGCCUGUUGUACACAUGUUCAGGGGACAACACAGCACGAGCCUACAGUCUGACGACCAGGGAGAGUAAAGCCGUGUUUGAAGGUCACACAAACAAAGUCAACUGUCUGCUGGUGUCAUCGCUCCCCAGCUGCCGGGCGGCUCGUCUCUACACCGGAUCAAGUGACCAGACCAUCCGCUGCUACAGCGUAAAGUCAAAGAAGUGUCUGCAGAGAACCUGUUUAGCAGACAGAGUGUUGUGUUUGCACAUAGCCUGGAACAUUUUGUACGCUGGACUCGCCAAUGGAUCAGUCGUUAGCUACGAUUUAAAGACCCUGAAGCAGCUCGAUGUGUUUGAAUGCCACGGCCCUCGAGGGGUGAGCUGUAUGGGCACGUCGCAGGAGGGCGCCCGCCGGGUGCUGCUGGUCGGCUCCUACGACAGCACCGUCAGCAUACGGGACGCCAAGAGCGGCCUGCUGCUGCGCUCGCUGGAUGGUCACACCAAGACGGUUCUCUGUAUGAAGGUGGUGAACGACCUGGUCUUCAGCGGCUCCAGUGACACGUCCGUUCACGCCCACAACAUCCAUACUGGGGAGUUGCUUCGUAUCUACAAGGGUCACGGUCACGCCGUCACGUCAAUCGUCAUCUUGGGGAAGGUGAUGGUGACGGCCUGUCUGGAUCAGCUGGUCCGAGUUUAUGAGCUUCAGUCCCAUGACUGCCUGCAGGUGUACGGGGUUCACAGUGACAUGGUGAUGUGCAUGACCAUUCAUAAGAGUGUGAUUUACACAGGCUGUUACGAUGGCAGCGUUCAAGCUGUGAAGCUCAACUUGCUGAACAACUACCGCUGCUGGUGGCAGAACUGCUCUCUUAUUUUCGGCAUGGCGGAGCACCUUGUGCAGCAUCUUGUUGGCGAUCACAGCAAACCCAGUCUGCAGAUGGUCAAAUGUCGCUGGAGAGGCUGUGAGAAGUUCUUCUCCACACAACAGGCAGUUCGACAGAAGCUGCCUGAUCACAUGCGGAACCAUGUGGAAAACGACAGUAAGACACAACCUUGACCGGAGCCAAGGUGAAGUGGAGUGUCAUCCAUUAAUACAGAUCUCAUGUUGUUUCAGGAUUUCUUUUGUUGUUUCUUUUCAUUUUUUCAGCGACUCAGCCACUAAAGGUCUGAGCUCCACUUGAUCACCUGAAGCUGUUGCAUGAAGAGACCGAGAUGUUCAGGGUCAAACUGAACUCAUUCGGUCUUUGAUUUAACAGCAAGUAAACUUUAUUUGUUGAGCCAAAUAAUUCAUUACCCUUUUUUUGGGAUCAACAUGUUUUUAUUUUGUUGUCACUGUGAAUACAUGACCUGCGGGUUUAGACACCAUAGAAUGUACAGCACUUAAUACGCCUCUUCAGAACUGGCAUAUGCAAAGCAACUAUGCAGCACUGAUAGAAACACCUCAGUAUGUUUGUGAAGCAGCUCAUCUUGUAAAUUGAAGUUAAAGCCGUCUUGUUUUGCUUUACAUUGACGAGUGGCUCUAAAGUGGAGGUUGUGGGUUUUUGUUUGUCUUGAGUAUUUGAGGUAGAGGAGAAAGCAUGAAAGCUGAACAUGGAUAAAAAUUUGCACAGAUGAAAUCUCAGCCCUCAUCCGUCGGCUCACUUGAUAAUUCCCUCGUCCUGAUCUAUUCUUUCGAUUUUUUUUUGGAAGUGUCGGGGCUUUCUCUCUUAUUUACUCCAGAUUUUAAAAUCUAAAAGGCUGAUAUUCAACAACCUGUACUUAACAUUUAAAGUUAUUUCAGGUUUUUCAUCAUUAACAUUUCAUCUCUUUGUUUUCUAACCCUGACCGUUUCCUUCAAUUCUUCCUCAGACUCUUGUGAGAACUUGGAUCAAUAAUCAUAAUUAAUUAAAUCCUGGUGUGGUGACUUGAGGUUUGGUUAUUAAAACAUUUUGCACUAAAUGUGGAAACAUGUUACUUAACAUUUACACAUUUCUUUGGAGGAAACCCUCUUGUCCUCCAAGUGACUUUAUACAACACAUCCUCUUUCUCAGUGAUGGAAGAAAGAAGUGACAGUUGUUAUGAGUUGAUCGAUUUAUAGUUUGACUUGAACAAGGCUGUAUUCAUGUUAUGGUAUGUAUUUCACUUGUAAUAAAAUCCAUACUGUAAGUGUACAGCAAUAAAAACACAAAUAGCAUUCACA
Messenger RNA from Hippoglossus stenolepis (Pacific halibut), 5480 nucleotides. It is a transcript of the gene znf106b, whose product is annotated as zinc finger protein 106b. Gene Ontology annotation, cellular component: membrane; cytosol. The transcript is spliced from 21 exons. The record is from RefSeq and is a predicted model, not a curated record. Bases 228 to 4358 code for a protein of 1376 amino acids. Gene Ontology annotation, molecular function: RNA binding; SH3 domain binding. NCBI's taxonomy places the organism in Eukaryota, Metazoa, Chordata, Actinopteri, Pleuronectiformes, Pleuronectidae.